Molecule: messenger RNA, 549 nt
Organism: Boeremia exigua
Lineage: Eukaryota; Fungi; Ascomycota; Dothideomycetes; Pleosporales; Didymellaceae
Exons: 6
Coding region: 1-549 (182 amino acids)
Source: RefSeq, a predicted model, not a curated record
AUGCUCUUCUCCAUUAUCGCCUCAGCACUCCUCAUGUGCGGCCAUGGCGUUUUCGCCGCCCCAGACCGUAAUACAUUAUCUGUGAACCGUCCCUCGAAGCCACUUCUUCGCUACACUGGCCCUGUAACACCGCCUCAGCUGAAGUACGCCUUCACCGCGAAGGUGGACUGGGACUUGGACAAUAACCACACGAUUGAAACGCCAGUGGGAACACAGACUAGUUUUUGGAGUCGAGAAGGUUAUUGGUACGACACAAAGGGUCGACAAAUUGGCGAGGUGCUUCGUGCUAAUGACGACGGCAUUGUUGCUCCUGGGACCAACUACCUUGAGCUUGUGAUCAAUUACGUCGUAAAGCUCGAGGACGGCUAUUGGGCAUACGCCACGCACACUGGCAUUGCUAUUCUCCGCCAAACACAAAAUGGCAUUGUUCGUGUGAAGACUGAGUCUCCGAAGUACAAAUGGCUUAACUGGGUUGAUUUUAUAGCCCCGGGCAGUUUUAACAAGACUGAGGUCAAGACUAUACACCACUACUUUCCUACCUCUGACUAG